UCCUGCCAGGGGGAAAUGCCAAUUAGCUUUGAGCAGCAGGGGAAAAGCAGGAGCUGCCCAGUGUCCCCAGGGGGUUGUGGUUGGGAAGCUGUGUGGCGUUCCUGGCCUCACCUGUGUCCGUGCAUCUCUUGGCAGGUCGGCUUUGACCCUCACCCACCCAUGCGAGCCCCGGGCCUGCCCUCCAGCCUGGCGUCCAUCCCUGGAGGGAAACCGGCCUACUCGUUCCACGUGAGCGCGGACGGGCAGAUGCAGCCGGUGCCGUUCCCGCACGACGCGCUGGCGGGGCCCGGCAUCCCGCGGCACGCGCGGCAGAUCAACACGCUGAGCCACGGCGAGGUGGUGUGCGCCGUCACCAUCAGCAACCCCACCCGCCACGUCUACACCGGCGGCAAGGGCUGCGUCAAGAUCUGGGACAUCAGCCAGCCCGGCAGCAAGAGCCCCAUCUCCCAGCUGGACUGCCUGGUGAGGGCUGGCGCGGCUGGCGUCCCCGUGGUGGGGCUGCUGCUGUCCCCAGGGCUGUGUCCCCUGCCUUCACCCGCCUCCCGUGUUGUUAAUCAUCUUCUCCCUGUUAACAUCAACCUCUGUUCCCCACGGUGUCAUUUAUGUUUCCUCUUUCCCCCUCUGUCCUCCCUUUCCUCUUCCCCCCUUAACAUCCUGCUGCUCUUCCCU
This is a messenger RNA of Pyrgilauda ruficollis (rufous-necked snowfinch), 669 nucleotides long. RefSeq names its product transducin-like enhancer protein 3. Gene Ontology annotation, biological process: regulation of DNA-templated transcription; negative regulation of canonical Wnt signaling pathway. Gene Ontology annotation, molecular function: protein binding; transcription corepressor activity. NCBI's taxonomy places the organism in Eukaryota, Metazoa, Chordata, Aves, Passeriformes, Passeridae. The transcript is spliced from 2 exons. The record is from RefSeq and is a predicted model, not a curated record. The annotation marks the transcript as partial. Gene Ontology annotation, cellular component: nucleus; transcription regulator complex.